ACACUAAGAUUAUGUAAUGCAAUGCAAAUGUCUUCAUCCUUUAAAAUUUCGCAUUCUUGACUAUUUUCAGUAGUUAUCACUGGGAUUAAGAAAGAUGUUUCUCUGUUUGUUUGUUUUUUGCCUUUAAUUGUUUGCUUGAACUCGAAUCUCGACUUUCUAUAACGACCAAAAAAAAUCUCUCUGGAACUAUCGCUUUUAGCAGUUCUGUUUCGAGAAAAAUGGAAUAAAAAUGGAUACAGUGGAUAUUUCACCACAGAGAAAUGCUUUCCAUUGCAGUGUUUUUAUCCUUCGUUGCGACGCCAUGACUGGUCCAGAUGUAAUCUGAGUCUCGAACAAAUGAGAAAGAGUUUUUUCUGGGGGGGGAACAGUUGGAGAACAAGAUGGCUGUCCUGGACCACGAAAAGUACCGUUACCGUUUUACUUAAAACCGAGCGUUUCAGUGCGGUCGUCAGUGUUGUGUAAAAAUACGUAGCGGGAACAAGUUUAGCUUUGAGUUAGAUAACACGUCGCUUCAGAAGCAUCCUUUUCUAGACGAGGGACAUCGUUGAUUUUUGAGACGCAAAUGCAGACGACUGGAUGUUUUCCUCAUGGAAACUUUCCUAACGGUUCGGUGAGUGGAAACUAAAGGAAGAACGGAGACGAGCAAGACAACGAUUAAGCUUCGUGUAGUUAGUUAUUUGACACGUUUAGGCGCUGAGUUAAUGGUUGGAAACGUCGAAAUGACUCAGUCGCUCUAAAGUAUUUGAAGUGCUUUGGGGUCUUUGCAGCACGUUGGACUUCACAGAUGUCCCAUUUAAAGUAAGAAAAUAAAACAUAGUGGACCAUGAGUUCUUCCCGAGUCAGACCGCAACAGUCACCACAGAGUCAGACUGGCAGGUUGCCUCACCGACUUGACGCAGGGGAAGGGAUAGAGAUGGAGAACAUCCAACCUCAAGACCUGUGUCUCGGGGGAGUCAUAGGUGCCCCGUCCCCUCCGUCGAGGCAAGCGUGGAGCCGCGACAAUCCCGGUUUCGAGCCUGAGGACGAGAUUAUGGAAGCUGACUGGCCUCCGGCUGGUCCCGGGAGGAGGUCAGUAUCCACAGCCUCCAGUAGCAGCUGCAGCAGCGGCCUCGGGAGCUACACCGGUGGAGGCAGCAGCACCCACAUAACCCGAGGAUGGUUGUACCCGACCCCGACUGUGGAUGCCCAGCAGCAGGACAGGCACGAGCAUCUUAGUUGCAUGAAGCAGAUACUUCAGAAGAUACGAGGUUGGUGACACACAGUUCGUACUUUUUCGAUUUGAAUGCAUGACCAAGUCUGCAGAAAAAUGCUCUGUUAUUGUUUCGAGAAUUCACGGUGUAACAGUUAAUAAGCAGAGUAAAAUGUCUGAGUUUCCAUCCCAGUUUCUGUCUUAAGUUAUUUGUUUUAUAUUUAUUUUAUCCAUCAUUUUUGAGAGACUUUUGGUCUGUAGACUUUGACCAUUGGUUAAUACAAGUGUGGCCCUUCCUUAUAUUAUGGACUGUAUAUAGAACGGACAGCGUCUGCCUUCCAGAACAGCACCCUCUGGUGACGGGCUGCAGUAUAGGUCAUAAAUCCCGCCUCCUUCAGCAAUCCCUAUGGAGCUGUGGACAAACUUUAGAUAUUUAUUACACAGAACAUACCCCCCCCCCCCCCUGCGAUGUUGACAUGUAGUUAUUAUAAGACUAGUUUGUGCUCAAGUCCUCUUUUUUCUGUACAGCUCAAUUUAAAAAAGUUAUUAGGGGGUUCAUGUUUUUUAUGAUUGACACCUGAUACAGCCUAUGGGCGUACAAGGAUUGCAUGGCUCACCUGGGGGAUACGCUGUUUGAGCUGAGCAUCAUCACAGUGACUCUCGGCGACUCUCCCGCCGAAUGCGUUCAAUACUACUGUGCAAGUGGUGGAGUGCGUACAAGGCUACUGCGCAAUGUUGGUUUCAGGAAAUGGAGAAAAAACGCAGAAUUACAGAGAGCUUUCUGGCUUCAAAUCUGUAUACUGGCGGAAGGCGGAACCAAGUUGUCCAUCGUAUAUACAGUCUAUGAUUACAACCAACUGACGCAAAAGUAACAGUGAAAGUAAUAUUUUUACCUGCACUUUUUAUAGAUAUAAUGACAGUGAAAAAUUAAUAAUAAUCAUUAUCAUUUAUCCUCUCUUACAAUCUCUUCUUUGAUCAUGAAAAUUUUGAGCAGUCAAAUUUGAUUCUUUGAGUCUCUCACAACCUUUGUCCUACAAUGUACUGUUGAUGUGCUGGUGUCUGAAUUACUGUUUGUCUCUGCAGUUCUGUGGGGCACAGAACUAAUGGAGGACAGCGACAGCAGCAGAGAGAGGUACCUCAGGAACAUACUGAGGGAGAUGCUCACAUACAUUGCAUUCCUCAUCACUCUUUGUAUUUGUAAGUAAAGAGACAAAUACUGCAACAUGAAUCAGUAUCAAUGUAAUCAGUUUCUGUACAUUUUCUUAAAGCUUUACCAGGGUCCUCAGUCUUUUUGAGCUGUAGUAACACUCAUGAAUGCCUUGGCAUCUUUCUUGGGGCUAAAAACUUAUUUUCAAACUUAGAUUUGCUGAUUAGUCAUGGCAGAGAGAAAUGUAAUCUUUGACCAUUUUCAGUGUGUUUACAUUUCAGUAACUGCACGACUUUGAUGUCUGCAGUUUGUCAUUGCAAACUAAUUGAUAGAAAUCCCACAUUUAAAAUGUGUAGGGCUGGAAAAACAGCCGUAAAGGUUUUGUUCCUUCUUUUUGCUGCAAUGAAAACUGCCAAACUGUGGUUUGGGGUGGAUCAGGAAAUAAUUUCCCCUCAGACUGCAUUAAGGCACACUCCGCUGGGCAGAGGUUCACCAUUAAAAGCUCUUUCCAGAGCUACUCCCUGAUGAAUACUGGAAGCUACAGAGAAUAGAAACUCAGUGGACUAUGAAAAUUAAGAUCUGAGGUUGUUUUGUUACCAUGUCCUCUGGGGCAUUCAGCAGGUGAUAGGGCAGAUUUAUGCAUUCAGAGGUGUUUUUACGAUUUUAACAGAGGCUAAUUAUGCAACAGGAAUGUCGGUGAAUGUGGGAUAUGAAUUUAUGUUUUCCGCUCUGCAGUGACGUAUGGGAUGGUGAAUGCCAACAUGUACUAUUAUACCAAAGUCAUGUCUCAGCUUUUCCUGGACACACAGCUAUCUGUUGAGGACCCUUCAACUUUCAGAAGCCUCUCUACCAUGGAGGAUUUUUGGAAGGUAGAAGAGAAAAAAAUAAUCUCUUGUUUGGUUGAAAUCUUUUGUCCAGCUACCUGAAAUGUACUUCAGCUGUAAUUGUUAUCAUUUUGCAUCUUUAGAGAAGAUGCCUCUGUACAGACAGUUUAAAAGCAAUAACAACAUGAACUUUAUUCUUGUUUCUUCUGGUUUCCAGUUUGUUUUCAUGAAAGACUAUCUAUACAACCACUUUUACAAAAUAGGUAAAAUGCAAUAUUGACUGUUUUGACCACCUUAAUCCUGUCUGUUUUACACUUGUAGUUCACUCAAGGGCCUUUCCUGAAUGGCAUGUACUGGGAGGUGUGGUACAACAAUAAAAGCCUGCCUGAGAACCAAAGCCUAAUCUAUUAUGAGAAUCUCCUGCUCGGUGUGCCGCGGCUCAGACAGGUCAAAGUUAGAAACGAGUCUUGCUCUGUCCAUGAAGAUCUGAGGGAUGAAGUUCAGGACUGCUACAACAUGUACACCCCAUCCAAUGAGGACACCACCCCAUUUGGCCCCAAGAAUGGAACUGCGUAAGUCCAUGUUGGCAUGUUAAGAUAAUUUGAUUUUUUUCCAUUUUGGAGGAAACCAGUGCUUUAGAACUCAACUCUAAAAAGAAACCUUUCUUUACCUCAUCUAGUUGGGAAUAUACAACAGACAGUAAGAUGAAUGGGAGCAGUUACUGGGGACAGGUGUCUAAAUAUGGAGGUGGAGGAUACUACCAGGAUCUGUCUCGUACAAGAGAGGAGUCGGCUGUCCAACUGCAGUAUCUCAAAGACCACCUGUGGCUGGACAGAGGCACCAGAGCUGUCUUUUUUGACUUCUCUGUCUAUAACGGAAACAUCAACCUUUUCUGCAUUGUUAGGUAAGAUAUGUUGGAUAAAACAUUUCUGAUUCAAAUAUAAUUUAGUGCAGGAUGAUGAUCCGUUUUAUUGUACUUUUCUGAGCCAAAUGUUACAAAGUGCUUCUCAAGCAUGAUUCAGCAAAAAGAAUGUUGAAGGAAAGAACAAACAAACCAUUUGUUCACAGUACAAUGAUAAAGACACAAUAACAUCGAGUAGAAAUGAAAUGCAACAUUUAUUUAAAAAACAUAUGUAUCAGGAGAAAUAAAUGAGCUCAUUUGAUGGCGAGAAUAUGUGCAGUUUAAACAUUUGAACAAUUUGUAAAAUCUCAGUAACUACAUACUCAAAAUAAAUAAGGUGCAGUUUUAUUCACUUUAAAAAAAUCAUUCGUUCUACUGAAUUCUUGAUUUACCUGUUGAAUUCACCUCCUGUGCUUCAUAGAGCCAAAAAUCAAAAUUAAUUUCUUCUUCAAUAAACAGAAUGAUCUGAAAAGUGGAUUAAAACACUCACUGCAUCUUUAGGAGCCUGAAGUAACAUCUUCGAUAUGCCCUUUUUCACCCACCAGUACAAAAAUAAACACUCCCAAUUUUCUAUCAUGAAGGGCAAUGCAGAACAGCGAAUCAUGACAUGGAAGAAUUAUGAGUUCUAACGGUUGAAAUUUGCUGUCUCUGUCAGGCUGUUGGCAGAGUUCCCUGCAACUGGUGGGGUGUUGACCUCCUGGGAGUUCCAAACAGUCCGUCUGAUACGAUACACGUCCAGCUGGGACUACUUUGUGGGUGUGUGUGAGGUGGCAUUCUGCCUGUUCAUCCUCUAUUAUGUGGUGGAGGAGGUGCUGGAGAUCAACAUCCAUCGUCUGCACUACUUUAAGAGCCUGUGGAACUGUCUGGAUGUUCUCAUUGUUUUGGUAUGUUUCAAAGUAUCUGUUAAAGUCUACUUUCAUAUGAUUAAUACCACCCUAUUUAUGAUGCACAGAUUUAUUUUUCUGUCUUCCUUAUUUAGAUGAGUGUUGUUGCUAUUAUCAUGAGCAUAACCAGAACAGCUAUGGUUGGGAACCUUCUCAAAGGUUUGUUGGAGAACCACACUGCUCACCCCAUCUUUGAGCCUUUAGCCACUCUGCAGAUUCAGUUCAACAACCUGGCUGCAGUUAUCGUCUUUUUCUCCUGGGUCAAGGUAUAAAAUCUUUUACCGCAUUACCAAAGAAUAAACUGAACGCUGUUAACUAAUGUCAGAAAUAAUCUCUUCAAGCUUUUCAAGUUCAUCAACUUCAGUAAGACCAUGAGCCAGCUCUCCAGCACGAUGUCUCGCUGUGCCAAAGACCUUGUGGGUUUUGCCAUCAUGUUCUUCAUCAUCUUCCUGGCAUAUGCUCAGCUGGCCUACCUAGUGUUUGGUACUCAAGUUGAUGAUUUCAGCACUUUCCAAGCUAGCAUGUAAGAACACGAAGGAUAAAGUAAACAUAGGUAGAGAUUACUUUAACAGCUGGUGUUUCCUGUUUAGUAAUGUUGAAUGUUUGGCUGUUUUAGCUUCACCCAGUUCCGCAUCAUUCUGGGGGACUUUGAGUUCUCAAAAAUAGAGGAGGCUAAUCCAGUGCUCGGACCAAUCUACUUUACAACCUUUGUUUUCUUCAUCUUCUUUAUUCUCAUGGUGAGUUACCCAGUCAAACCUGUUUUGUUAACGUUGUCUCUUUUGCCUCUCGCCAACACAGAAAUACAUUUAGUCUCGUCUUUUCUGUACAGAACAUGUUCCUGGCCAUCAUCAACGACACAUAUUCUGAAGUGAAGGCUGAUAUGUCCCAGCAGAGGUCUGAAAUGGAAAUGACUGACCUAAUUAAAAAGGUAUUGAACUUCAUGUGGUGACUGAUUUUGCAAGGCACCAGCCAACACGUAAAUAAUGUCCAUUUGUGUGAUUCUUCAGGGUUAAUUUUUUUUCUUACCUGAGGAGGAGUGAUGACCCUAAAAAACACAUUUAAAGGCAGGGGUAAUAAGCUUUGAUGUGAGUCAAGACGCUGCACUGUAGGCUAUGCCAGGAAACCUUGAGUUCCCUCCUUUCAUACAUUUCUAAGGUCAAACAAGUUAGUCCAAAUGUUGCUCUUUCCCAUCAAAGUUUUACCGGUCUCCAAGGAGAAUUCUGAGCAGCACCAGUCCAGAUGAGGGAAUCAUAUCCCCUCUGUGUUUUCUGGGGUCUCUCACAAGUUUGGGAUGCCUAUCAAAUCUUUCAGUGGAUGAGACCCUAAUGGCUCCAUUCUACUGUGUUGAAUCAGGGUCUUGCUGUCCUUGAUCUGAACCAUAGGUCAGUCAGACAACUCAUAAUUAUGCUUUGAACCUUUUAAUGCAGCAGCAGAGUAUUGUUUGUGUUGUCAUGUGGAAAUAAUAUCUUAAGUUGGAUCCUGGGGUGGUGGUUGGGCUAAAAAUUGGAUCGCAGCACCCAAGUAUGGCAAUGGUGGCAACAGCAAAGCAGAGGCAGGGACUGGAAAUCUUGCAGCUCAAAUAGCACGCCAAAUUGAGAGGAUAUGUUUGCCACGUAGAUUGACGCAUGUCAAGUGUCAAAUCAGUGCAGCUCGAGCUUACAGGCUUCACUGGGAGCCAGAAUUUCUUAGGCUUUGUAGGAGAUGAGUGUUGGUAAGAUGACAAUGCUCUGUUAAAGGUUUUGGAGAUCUGUUGCACAAUAUUAAUGGUUAAGUAGUGUAGCAUGAUCUUUUGCUGUAUUCUCUCUGUGCUAGAGUUGCAUGUUUUCUUCUGACCCUGUUCUCUCAGGGGUGCAACAAAGCCUUGAUGAAAUUGAGAUUGAAGAAGACCGCAAUAGAUGACAUCUCAGAGAGUUUGCGUCAAGCUGGAGGCAAACUGAACUUCGACGAACUCCGCCAGGAUCUCAAAGGGUGAAAAUGAUGUCAAAUGUGUUUGAGGAUUUUACCAAGAUACUAUAUCAGUGUUAUUGUUGAGUUAAGUGGUUGUGUAUCUUCCAUUGCUGCUCAGGAAGGGACACACAGAUGCAGAGAUACAGGCCAUCUUUGCAAAGUAUGAUCAAGAUGGCGACCAGGAGCUAACAGAGCAUGAACACCAACAGAUGAGAGAUGAUCUGGAGAAAGAGAGAGUGAGUAAUGAUGCUAACAGGCUUAACUGUUUGUCACACAAUAACUGAUUUUAGUCAUUCAUCUUGAAAAGAAGAUGCAGAAGUAAAUGAAUCUGUUUGUUCAUGCUCAGCUACAGCUUCUGCACAUGUUCAGUGUUUCUGCUCAUUUGCUAGGAGGACUUGGAGCUAGAACGCAAUUCAUUAACUCGACCCAGCAGUGGGCGGAGCUUCCCACGUACCCAGGACGACUCCGAAGAAGAUGACGAUGAAGACAGUGGUCAUAGCUCUCGAAGGCGUGGUAGCAGCUCAGGGGGCGUCUCCUAUGAAGAGUUUCAAGUGUAAGAAACAUUUUUGUUGCUCUGUAACUUCAUCAAAUUCCAACCUCCCUGACAUUUUAAGUUCAGUUAAGUUUCAAGUUUCUGUCCGAGAACAAAAGCCCUAUCAUAAAAUUACAUACUCUUCUAUUUUGACCAAAGAAAAAGUCGAGCAGAGUUGCUGUUGCUGAACAUUUUCUACACUGACAUGUGAUGAAGUGAUCCUGAAAUUUCAUGUAAAUUAUAAUACAUUUUCUGCAUCAAUAGUGUUUUAUUAUCAGCUAAUUGCAGGGUGUUUUUAAUAUUCACUUGAUGCAUGGGUAGGUCUGUAAGAAAACAUAGCAUUGAAAAUACAUUGUCAUCAACAUCACUGGUUGCACACUAAAAUUUCUUGUUUGUCCAAACAAUUAAUCAACAACAAAGGUUAUUCUGUUUAUUGUCAUGAAAAACAUCUUUUAAGGAAAAUGUUUUCAGAAUUAACCAAGGAAUUUAGAAACUUUUACUAAUCAGAAUCACUUUUUAAAUUUUGUAUGUAAAACUGUUUAGGUUUAUCAGAUCUAAAUGUAAAUUUAAUGUAUUUAAAUGUUCAAAGAAGCUUAUUUGAACCAUUGGCUCAUUGUACUAUAUUUAUAGCUUCAUGAAGAAAAAUAAAUCAACAAAAACAAUGACUUAAAGUGACAGUAAAGUUACAACAAAUGAUAUUACAAACAAUGCAAAAAAAGAAAAUAUGCCAAUUCAGAAAUAGGAUUUUAAAAUGAAGUGAAUGUUAAUGUUUGAGUUUUAAAUAAAAAAGUAAAUGCAUGUGUGCUGAUCUCAUAAGAAAUUCAAAUGAAGCAAUCUUCUGAGUUUUUAGAUUUUAAAAAUUGUUGUUGAUCAUUGAAUUAGGACAUUUCAGAGUGUACAUGUCGUAAUGAAGGGACAAACUUCUGUCUGACAGGCUGGUGAGGCGUGUGGACAGGAUGGAGCACUCUAUCGGCAGCAUCGUGUCAAAGAUCGAUGCUGUGAUUGUGAAGCUGGAAUCCAUGGAGAGAGCUAAACUCAAGAGGAGGGAUGUGCUUGUCAGGCUGCUGGAUGGAGUCAUGGAGGUCAGAUACAGCAUAAUAAAAAUUGUGUGCAUAUGCUUACAAGCACUAAAAGCCGUGAUAGAGACAAGAUUUUGAUCAACAACAACAGUGUAUGUCUAGAGAUGUUUGAUACUGGGUUUCCUGUUUACAUGUAAAAAUACUGAGGUGGUUAUUUUGCCUUGUGUGUCAGGAUGAACGCCUGGGACGGGACACAGACGCUCACAGAGAGCAGAUGGAGAUGCUGGUGAGGGAGGAGCUGGAGCGCCUGGAGUCUGAUGAUAUGGUGUCACAGGUCAGCCACCCACAGACAGCAACUCCUGUCAACCCCAGGCCCCGUCCAUCCUCCUCCUUGUCCGCUGACGGCCUUGAUAUGAGUACAAAUGGGAGUGGCCAUGUGUAAAGGCCUUCGCAGCUGAAGAAGCUUUUGCAAAAACAAAACUCUUCCACUGAAAAAUUCCAGGGCAGCAUUACAAACAACUUAAGAGAAGGGACUAUUUUUUGUGGAACAAUAUAAAAUGAAGCUGUUCAGACUUCCUGGUAUAGUAUGUAAGAGGGGACUGAAUCACACUUUGCCUCAACUUACUUCUAUGCACUGAAAGGGACAGAGGGUAUACAGAAAGACAUAGAAACAUACGCAUAUUCACAAACCAGUCACUUAUAGAGACUACAGAAUAAUGAAGGACCUAAAGUUAAGUAUCACACCUCAGUGUGGGACUCAGCAUUGUAUAUAAACACCAGCCUUAAGCAUGUUCAGUCAUACUCAGAAUACUCAGAGUAUGGCUUUACUUUUAUAUGAGCAGCAUGCUCACCUGCUUUUGAUUAAAUCGUUUCAUAUCUUAGAAUUCACACAAACGUCAAAAAGGACUUUUCUAUGACUGAUGACUAUGCUGAUUAUUUUUCACAGUUAUAAAACAAGGUAGGUACAAGUGUGGCAAGUUCUGUCAUAUUUACUCAUUUUCUGUCUAUUAAGUUUGAAUUAAUAGCUUUUUAUCACUUUAUGAUACAUAUUGUAACUUUAAACAAACUUCGAUUUGGAGUGCAUCUAGUGUUCAUGGGAAACCCAUGCAUUUAUUAUUUUUCCCCUGUGCCUUACUUUUUUUAUAUAAGAUUUUCUUCUUUUGUAAUCUUUAUACCAAAUAAAGUUUUAUUGAAAUAUAAA
Messenger RNA from Xyrichtys novacula (pearly razorfish), 9644 nucleotides. NCBI's taxonomy places the organism in Eukaryota, Metazoa, Chordata, Actinopteri, Labriformes, Labridae. The record is from the annotation of a GenBank genome assembly.